Messenger RNA from Orcinus orca (killer whale), 1008 nucleotides. RefSeq names its product short transmembrane mitochondrial protein 1-like. NCBI's taxonomy places the organism in Eukaryota, Metazoa, Chordata, Mammalia, Artiodactyla, Delphinidae. Bases 51 to 194 code for a protein of 47 amino acids. The transcript has a single exon. The record is from RefSeq and is a predicted model, not a curated record.
AGGGUGCUCACGGAGCUGCAGCUGACCUACGAGUCUUCCUUACCAACAUUAUGCUCCAGCUCCUGCUUGGAUUUACUCUUGGCAAUGUGGUGGGAAUGUAUCUGGCUCAGAACUAUGACAUACCAAACCUGGCUAAAAAACUUGAAGAAAUUAAAAAGGACGUGGAUGCCAAGAAGAAACCCCCUAGUUCAUGAGGCCGACUCCAGCACUGCCUCCUGGAUAAACUGAUUCUACUGUUCUUGAGGGCCUCCUUUACCAUCUGAACCAAAAGCUUUUGUUUUCAUCUCCAGCCUCAGCAAUUUUCUUCUUUGCUAGACCCUGCAUUGCCUUACAGCACAAAUGGGGCCACAAGUUAAGAACAGCCCUUACUUUUCCAACAUCCUCACUUCUUCCCUUCCUCCUUCCAGCCACUUGGGAGGUCCUGAGAAUGGAAUUAUGGUGCUAGAUUAGUAAACAUGACCUUUAAUUAGUAGUCUCUCCCUUAUUCUUUGGGAUUUCUACUACCGUUUUCAAAAGAAAAAUUGAUGAGUUUUGUAUAGCUGAUGAGAUAUAAAUAAUGCUGAUUUCACAGUCUAGAAAUUAUAUUGGGUGUUUAAACCUUUGGUACUAAAUUAUGUUGUUUCAAGGUAGUAAUUAAAAUGAAAAUCUAGAAGCCAGUUUCUGGUGAGUUAUCCACUAAUUUUAUGUUGUUGUCAGGAAGCUCCAUAGUUGCUAAUUUAACCAAUAAAUCAAUUUGCUAUUCAUUAACCAAGAAACUCUGUUCUGAGAACCCCAUCAGGAACUGGGGAAUUGAAAAGUAUUUAAAGUAAUGGCCUUUGUCCUCAGUAGAAUUCAUAGUCUAGUAUGCAUGUUUUUUCCUAAUGAUGCAUUUGAUCUGGCUCUGUUCUCUCAUAAGAAUCAUACUUAUUUUAUGGGAUUACAGGCACAUUUGACUUUACAUGGUAGAUAAAUGAGAAGUUGUCUAUAAAGGAAAUUUUAUGCCUUUUUACAUUAAAAAAGGUAUUUAAA